AUUUAAAACUAAUUAUCAUUUUAAGUACUACUAUUUUCUUUGUACCUAGUAGCUUUUUUGUUUCUUAUUUAGUUAGGUAUCAUUAUGACAAGAACUUCAAUCCGGAUAGUGAAGUGUUGAUUGAUUUAUAUGAAACCUUUCAAAGAAUGGUUCCGGAUACAAGGACAAGAGUUAUAAUGGAUCAACAACUUGAAAAACUCAAGGGAGCUAAGGAGAUUUUUGGAAUGGACAUGGUAUCCCUAUAAUUUUUAAACUUUAUAAAUAUCAUAAAGAUAAUAAUUAAUAAUAACUUUGUAAACUAACUACAUUUUUUUUAUAGCUCUUUGGUGGGAGAGUUAUGGUGGAAGAGGUAAAGAGUUACAAAAGGUGUCCAGGAAAAUUUUGAGUCUCACAUGUAACACCAUGGGAUGCAAGAGGAAUUGAAGUACAUUUGACCAAGUGCAUACUAAGAGAAGAAAUCGAUUGGAGCAACAAAGAUUAAAUGCACUUGUAUGUGUUAAAUAUAAUCUCUAACUUGAGAUGAGGCAAAAUAGUAGAGAAGAGAAUGGGAAUAACUAUGAUCCCAUAUACUUGUCGGAUAUUGAAUCCGUUGAUGAGUGGAUCACCGAAAAGGAUAAUCGUUGCUUGCCUAUUGAUGCCUCAUGGAUGGAUGUAUAUGAGUGCUUUGGUGUUGAUGAAGGAGCUCCAAACAAGAAAAGGAAGAGAGGUCCAAGGAACUUGAAUGCCAAGCCUGAUAAGGAAAAAUCAAUAAUAGAAUAUGAGGAAGAAAUUGAAGAUAAUGAAGGAGAAGAACUUUUAAUAUUGGAAGAUGAAGAUGACUUUAGUAAUGUAGAUCUUAGGAUUGGGGAUGAUGAAUGA
Cajanus cajan (pigeon pea) is the source of this 858-nucleotide messenger RNA. The record is from RefSeq and is a predicted model, not a curated record. NCBI's taxonomy places the organism in Eukaryota, Viridiplantae, Streptophyta, Magnoliopsida, Fabales, Fabaceae.